Messenger RNA from Candoia aspera, 764 nucleotides. RefSeq names its product zinc finger and SCAN domain-containing protein 16-like. The transcript is spliced from 2 exons. Lineage: Eukaryota; Metazoa; Chordata; Lepidosauria; Squamata; Candoiidae. The record is from RefSeq and is a predicted model, not a curated record. The coding region runs from base 45 to 599 and encodes 184 amino acids.
AAAUUAAAUAAACAAACAAACUUAUAUUAGAGAAGGCAGAGAAAAUGGAUUCACGGUACCCACCAGAGGAAGGAGCAGGAAAAGGUCCUUGUAUUGCUCAGCCUGAGAUCAGAGGAGGAAGAACUGGGCAAAAUAAUGUUGUUGAAGAAACCAUCCAUUUGCAUGAUAAGUGCCAGCACUUCAGUGACUUCCAGUACGAGGAGGUUGCAGGGCCACGAGAGAUGUGCAGCCAGUUGUACCACCUUUUCAGUCAGUGGCUGAAGCCAGAGAGGAGCACAAAAUCUGAGAUGAUAGAUCUCAUGGUUCUGGAACAUUUCCUGGCCAUCCUGCCCCCAGAGGUGAAGAGCUGGGUCAGGGAAUGUGGAGCAGAGACCAGCUCCCAGGCAGUAGCUCUAGCAGAAGGCUUCCUCUUGAGCCAAAGAGAGAGAAAGAAGCAGGAAGACCUGCAGUCCCAGGGAUCCUUCAUGGAGGUGGUCACUGGAAGCUCCAAGACAAGGGCACGUUCCUCUCAGGGAAUGGCAGUUUCCCAAGAAGACCCAAGUAAGAACACCUUAAUGGGUAAGAAAAGGUUUCUUCCAAACAGUUUGAAGCUCUUGUGAGAGAUUCUACCUAUCUCUCAUUCUCUGCAACCUCUUAUGUAUAGUUUCUCCCCCAGAUUUUAAUUAUGCUUUCAAAAAGUCUUCUUCCACCAAUUUUGGUCCUCUCACAGGGAACAGAACUAAAUUGCUGGUGUUUGUAGAAUUGUCUUCUCAGGGUAACAGAGC